Messenger RNA from Pecten maximus, 2134 nucleotides. RefSeq lists its product as uncharacterized. The record is from RefSeq and is a predicted model, not a curated record. The transcript has 4 exons. The coding region runs from base 265 to 1278 and encodes 337 amino acids. Lineage: Eukaryota; Metazoa; Mollusca; Bivalvia; Pectinida; Pectinidae. Gene Ontology annotation, molecular function: ubiquitin-protein transferase activity.
GGUGAGUGUUACUGACAGUAGGGAGUGAAUUGUACUCACAGUAGAAGACUUUAUUCUUGUAUCAAUCAGUAAAUCUAUGAUAAUCGUGUCGAGGUUGCAUUAUAUACAGUCACAGGAUAUAGAUCUACUAAUAUAUAAACAUCUUUUUUUUAAGACCUGGUCGACAAUGUCCAUGCAUUGAGGAAGGCAACAGAAAGUAUUAUUGGUGACAGAAUAACCAAAUUUACCAUUCAAGUUGACAGACCUCUGCUUUUCUCUAUCGCUAUGAAUCACUACAGUAACAAGUUCUCCAAGCCGGAACAAAUCCACGAAACUCCUAUGAUUAUUUUUAAGAACGAGGACAGCUUCGAUGCAAACGCACCGAGGAGGGAAUUUUACUCCUUAUUUUUCCAAAGCUGCCUUUUUGAGGAGAGAUUGUGGGUAGGACAAGGGAGGCGUCUGGUACCGUCAAAUGACAUCACCAUGACACGCGAUAAGCAGUUGUCUGCCCUUGGUGUGGCCAUUGUAGAAGCUAUAGUAAAUGGCGACUGUGGAUUCCCGUACCUGAAUGAAGCUCUUUACCACUUCAUAAUUGGAGACAACGAAUAUGAAAACUAUCUCAGGAUUGAUGAUAUCCCAGAUCAAGAUGUUCUUUACUUUACUCAACAGUUAUCGGCGGCUAGAACAGAUGAUGAGGUCAAACAGGUGGUGUGUUCAGAUGCUGGGGUUUGUAUGGAUGGUACGGGAUGGCCUGAGGGACAGACAGUCAAGAUGUCCGAUCGGGAGGCUUUAGUGCGACACAUGGCGAAGUGGAGUGUGAUAGAGAGACGGCGGACCGCCAUAGACCAGUUAAAAGAGGGACUUAAUUACAAGAAUUUUUUGAGCUCACUUAGGACGAACACACUGCUCAAAUGUCUGCUGGUAUUCUCGGGAGAGUACUGCGUAACAGCCAACUAUCUACGGAGGAUGCUGUCCCCCUCCCUAGUCAGCCUGAGAGUCAACGAUAAACACGAAGGGGAGGCAAAGAAACACUUCAAUAAACUCCUGGAAGAAAUUACAGAUGAAGAUGCUGGAUACUUGUUUUUCUUCAUCACUGGUGUCCUUGACCCUCCAAUCAAGGAAAUGGUCCUGAAUGUGACCUUUAACCCCAACCGGAAGAGGACGUUACCGGAAGCCACAGCGUGCAACAAUACCAUCAGUUUGCCACAAGGAAACGGUUCAUUUCAAGCGUUCAAGAAAAGUUUCAUUACUGCAAUCCAGUAUGCGCGUGUGGGAUUCGGGAAAACAUCUCAUAUGUAAAAGUGAAUGUACGGUCUUUAGAAGUCCAGGUGGAGGAUCUGCCAAGAACUGUUGACAAACUUUGAGUAAAAUGGUCGAUGAAGGGUUUAAUAAUUUGUAUCAAGCCUCAAUCAUACCUAUCUUUGUUAUUAGCCAAAACUCAUUAUGGUUGUUAAGAUAAACCCAUAUUCGUAUUUAGCAUAAACACUGUUUGUAAUGAGGAAAAACUAUGUUUGUAUCUUAAGUAUAUUCUGUUUGUAGUUAACAUAAACAUUUGUUUGUGAUAAACAUCACCCUUUUUGUGAUCUUUAUCAGCCCUUGUUUGGCAUAAACUCGUGUUUGUAAUUAAGGUAUACUGUUUGUUGUUAGCAACUUCUAUUUGUAAUUAGCAUACAAUCCAUCUUUAUUAUUAAGGUAUACUGCUUAAAAUAAGUUUAACCUUUCUUUGAAAUAAGCAUGUACAACUUUGAAAACCCCUACUUGUAAAUAAUGUAAAGUUUUUUGUAAUUAACGUAUACUGUUCAUAAUUAGCAUAAACCCUAACUUGUAAAUAGCAUUUGUUAUUAGUUUAAACUGUUUUAAUAGCGUAAACACCCUGGUUUUCAAUUAGCGCAAAACAUUUUUUUGUAAUAAUCAUUAAAAACUGAUUGUAAUUAGCAAUGAUGUCAACUGUAAAAGUAUGAGCGCAGUUAAAUAGAAAAUAAUCACAAUGAUUGUGUGAUCCUGGUUUUUGUUGUCGCCUGCGGCCAAGCUAGGUGUCUUGCUAUCAUCGUAUGGAAUUGUCUAUCACUUUGAUAACUAAAUAUGAUGCUACUCUUUCAUAAGAGAACUAUCUAUGUUACAUAGACGUAUUAAAUGUGAUGAAUUACAACUAUAA